AUGUGCAGAGUGGUGGGCUUGACAUGUCUCCUCGUACUGGCUGCGACUGCGACUGCCUUUGAUGCAAAGCAUGAGCCGGAGCACACGCAGAAGGACGUAACGCGGCAUCAAAGUUUCGUUGUGGAUGGCUCUGCCGACAUACGCCCGGCUCAUCCAGCACCCUCCCCGCAGCUAUCGCACUUGCUGCCUGUGGAGGAGCUGGCAUCCUCCGACGCGGAGCUUGCACGGGUACAACUACUGCGGUCUGAACCGUCGGCGCCUGCUAGCCUGUCGCAAGGCGCCGGUGGGAAGGCCGCUGCUGGCCUCAAGCCCACUCCGAGGCUGGCCACCUGCGCAGGGGCCAAGCUGGCUUGCACGGCGGCAGCCGAUGUGGAUCCAUGCAAAGGGACGGACUGCCUCGGGCAUCAUGCAUGCAUGGGCUCUGGCUACAGGAACUGUGCCAUCAGAAAGUCCGGACCAUCAGGCCCUGUUUGUGCCACCGAAGAAGAGGGCUGCGUUCCAGCGUGUGAAGGGGCUCGGGCCGGCAGCGCGGCUGACUGCAGGAACCUGCCGCGAGGGACCCAGUGUCGCGGAACCUACGUCGUCAUCGACAACGUGGCCACCCAGUGUUUUGCCACGCUCGGGGAGGACGACGUGGAGGUCGAGUGUGAAAACGGUUCGCCUUGUGGCGACGCAGAGCGCGAGAACCCGUAUCAGGGAGCGAGGCAGGGUGCUAUGCUCAUAUCAACCUCACGCCCUGCUGCUUUCCCGAGAGUGUCGUGGCACUAG
Symbiodinium sp. CCMP2456 is the source of this 768-nucleotide messenger RNA. The record is from the annotation of a GenBank genome assembly. Lineage: Eukaryota; Dinophyceae; Suessiales; Symbiodiniaceae.